GUGGUUUGUGUCACGUGGCUGUUGUCACGUGGUCAGUAUCACGUGAUUCGACGGCAACGCUGCUGAUUCUGGAAUCGCCGUCGACGAAAUUAUCGCGCGCGCUUUGACAGGAUGGUGUUAUGAAAGACAAACUGUUUAAAUUAUCGGAUUAGUCUGUUUGAAUUAAUUAAUAAGUUGGUCACUUACCCAGACGAUUUGAAAAAUGGCUGACGAGUUUCCAGACCCUGACGAGGAGUUCGAUUUGGUUCACGAAGAUGAGUACGAGAUUUUGAGGGAAAUCGAAGGAAAAAGUUGCAAGAAGCAGUUAAACUUUUCCCAGACCAGUGAAGUCAGCACUGCGAAGCCAACGUCGCAAAGAAUAGAAGUAGCACCAAUUCCGCUUGAUCAGUCACAAAGCGCAAAUUUACCUACGCAAAAUGGUCUUGAUAAGCCGAGCACUACUAGCAAUAAACGUACGAUUGAAGAUUUAUUUGGAGAUCUUAAGGACCUGAUUGGAGAUGAAGAUUUUCAAGAUGUUGCAUGUUGUGAGCCCAAGGUGAAGAAACUUUGUUGGGAUCAGGAAGUAGAAGUCAUAAAAAAAAUUGUUGCUGGCAGAAAACGGGAAGCUGAUAAAUGGAAGCCCAUGAACGUAAAUUCUGACCUUCCGAGAGAUAGCAAAAAAGAUUCAAUUUCUAUGAGAGUUCCAAAUUGGAAUUUUGUCGCCGUCACUCGAUGUAGUGACAGUCAACGUCUUUACAUAAGGGUGAAGAGUGAUAGUAAAUGUACUGUAGUCAAAAGUCGUCCAGCAUCUGGCCUUUUGUCCGUUUCAUUCAGUAAGCUGAAGGCAGAAGCUGAAGAGAUCAUGGUGAAUGCUGCAAAAAAAAUGAGUGAGGCAUCUGGGAAUUCAGAGUUGAUUCCAGCCGCGUUUGGUCACGAAUUAUGGGUUGACAAAUAUCGUCCUCACAAAUACAUGGAACUUCUCUCAGAGGAGGGCGUAAAUCGAACUUUCCUUCGCUGGUUAAAGUUGUGGGAUAAAAUCGUAUUCCAUCGUGACCCCGUCAGACGUAGAAUAAUGAAAACAGCGCCAAAAUUUGGAGAUAGAAAAAAAAAUAACACAGCUGUCGAGGGCUUAGAUGAGAAAGGGUUUCCAGUACCUAGAAUAGUAUUGCUGAGUGGGCCCCCUGGGUUGGGAAAAACUACUUUGGCACAUUUGGCAGCUAAACACGCUGGAUACAAUGUUAUUGAUGUAAAUGCAAGCUCGGACAGAGGCACCAAAGAGUUCAAGGCAGCACUCUACUCUGCGACACAAAUGAAGGCUGUCAUGGGGAAAAACCCUAAACCAAAUUGUCUAGUCAUGGAUGAAGUAGAUGGGGCCCCACCAGCGUCGAUAGAUAUUCUUUUAAAAUUCAUUCAUGGCAACCUCGAAGAGGAUACUGAUCAACUACCAAAAAGAAAGAAAAAAAAAGAAAAAAAAGAAUCGACAGGCUGUCGAAGACCGAUUAUAUGUAUCUGCAAUGAUGCUUAUGCUCCGUCUUUGAGGGCUCUUAGGCAAAUCGCCCUGGUAAUUCCAGUAUGUGGUGUCAGUGCUGGACGAUUGGCUGGUCGUUUGAUGGAGAUACUGCACAGGCAGGGACUAAAUGCUGAUCCUAGUGCCCUUGUGAGCUUAGCAGAGCAAUCAGGGUGCGAUGUAAGAGCUUGUCUGGGAGCGUUGCAGUACAUGGGUGGAAUUAAGGCUGGCCAGAAAGUAUCUAUCGCCCCAAAAGAUGUUAGGCGAGGAAUUUUCGAUUGUUGGAGAGAGAUAUUGCAGGUGCCACGAGACAAAAUUGGGCCAAUGAAUAUUAAGGAGAGGAUUCAAAGAAUUCUACAAGUGGCAUACGGCGGGGAGACAGACCUCCUAGUACGAGGUGUGUUUCAUAAUUAUCCUGAGAUACUUUUUCGAGACGAAGGAAUGGAGACCGUCGCCGCAGCUUUGGACUGGUUUCAGUUAUACGAUGUGUUAAACGACACUGUGAUGUCUCAGCAGACCUGGAAUCUGAUGCCUUAUUCAAACUACGCAUUUGUUGCUUGGCAUUUUGCUUUCGCUGGAAUUCAGAAUCCAAAGCUCACCUACCCUACUGUUGAAAAUGAGGUGAACCAAAAGUUAGCUCGGACCAACGCCAUUUUGAGGGUGACCCGGCAGGCUUCUGGCAUUGAUAAAAUGGCCUUGGUCUUCGAUUUGGCCCCGCUCCUCACGGAUCUGCUCACGCCGUCCUUAAGGUCCGUUUCUUACCACCUAUUCUCUCACGCGGAGAAGGCCGAUCUUGUCAGGCUCGUGAACGUUCUUUUGGACCUGGGGCUUAAUCUGUUCCAGGAGAAAACUCCGGAGGGUGGUUACGUCUACAAUCUUGAACCGAACUUGGAAGAGGUUGGAACUUUUCCGAAUUGUAGAACGCGGCGCAGUCUUACGUACGCUGUGAAACAGAUUCUCGUUAGAGAAAUCGAGGCUGCCCGUCUGAAGAAGUACGAGGUUGUCGCCACCGCGAUAUCGGACAGUAAUAUCAAGGCCGGAGCGUCUGUGAAACCAUCGGAAACACGGAAAAAUUCGGAUACGCCGAGCACACCGACGGUACCAAAUCAUCUGGUAAGAUUGCAGCCGAUCACAACGCAGGUGACGCCGGAAUCACAUCAAUAUCUCGAUUUCUUCGGACGUUUGGUGGUCAAAAAGUCGCCCCAGAAUCAGGAAUCUACCGGCGGACAGAACAAUAGCGUAUCUCCUGGAACGAGGCAGGCUUUAUCGCGGAGCGACGUGUGGUUCAAGUAUAAGGAGGGUUACAGCAACGCGGUCAGACGGAAGGUACGAAUUCGAGAUCUCCAGUAACAGUAAGUAAUCUGGCAAUCCGAGUUGCAGCGGCCCGGAGAGGUUUCAUCGAAGGACCAAAAAAAAAAAACAUCUCUUCCGUUUAAUUUUAAAUACUAUAAAUAUACAGGUCAUCCAUGAACACGAGAG
Molecule: messenger RNA, 2965 nt
Organism: Neodiprion fabricii
Lineage: Eukaryota; Metazoa; Arthropoda; Insecta; Hymenoptera; Diprionidae
Gene: cutlet
Product: chromosome transmission fidelity protein 18 homolog
Exons: 11
Coding region: 203-2836 (877 amino acids)
Molecular function (GO): ATP binding; ATP hydrolysis activity
Source: RefSeq, a predicted model, not a curated record